UGUUUUAUUGAUAGAUUUCAGCAUGGCCAGCUGAUGCAGGUCAACCACUGAACUCUCUGUCUGCAUCCAAAGAGAACGCAGUCACUGAACCGUGCACGAUUAACGGGAUGUGGCGGUGAACAUCUGACAACACGCCGUGUGAAGGACGCGCACCAGACUUCAUCAUAUAAAUCUUACACACCAUCACAGCAUAAACAUAUACAAUAUCCGCCUCAACGCGCCGACUUAAACCAUCCUUCGUCCUGAGACAUAACGUGUUGUAAACAUCUGUCGCUUGAUGAUGAUGAUGCAAUCCCAUGAAAUGAGGACCAUUGCUUUCAGAGAUUUCGUCGACUGUAUGGCAGAUCACUGUCGAUAUUUCCCAUCACAGAAAUUUGACAUCAUUUACUGAAGUGAUAUUUUAAAAGAGCAGCCAAAAUGCACCGCGUUUUAAGAUUCAGCCAGAUUGUUGGUCGACAGCAGACUACUUGUUUUCUGUGUGGACAUCGAAUUCUUUGUAAGAAGACAGAGCUGAUCGACAAGAACCACCAGCAGUUAUCUGGCAUCUUCACGUCCACAUACGUCGACCAGCACGCCAUUCAGAGAUCCGAUCUACUCGGUUCCAAACGAAUUGUCGUCAAGCUAGGUAGCGCUGUCAUCACUAGAGAAGAUGAAUGCGGAAUUGCGCUGGGGAGACUUGCUUCUAUUGUGGAACAGGUGUCAGAACUGCAAAACCAAGGCCGAGAGAUGAUUUUGGUAACCAGCGGCGCAGUGGCUUAUGGGAAACAGAGACUUCGACAAGAGAUCUUCAUGUCCAUGAGCGUCAGAGAGACGAUGUAUAAACGAGAUUAUGGGGGGAAGAUCGUCUUGGAGCCGAGGGCAUGUGCAGCGGCAGGACAGAGUGGACUGAUGUCGCUGUAUGAGGCAAUGUUCAUGCAGUAUGGAGUAAGAACAGCCCAGGUUCUCGUGACUAAGCCCGAUCUUCAGAAUGAGCAAAGCUGCAAGAACCUACGUAGCACACUGUCGGAGCUAGUCCAGCUGAACAUUAUUCCAAUCAUAAACGCUAAUGAUGCCGUAGCGCCACCUCCCGAGCCAGACAAGGACCUCGCUGGGGUGAUCAGUAUCAAGGACAACGACAGCCUCGCAGCCAGAAUGAGUGUGGAGAUUGGUGCUGACCUGAUGGUCAUCAUGUCUGACGUGGAUGGCCUCUACACCCACCCACCUGGCCAGCCGGACUCCAGGAUGCUCUUCACCUACUGUCCACACAGCAAGGACACGGAGAUCCUGUAUGGAAAGAAGUCACGAGUUGGUCUCGGAGGAAUGGAAUCAAAGGUGGGCGCAGCAACUUGGGCAUUAAAGCAUGGAGUAUCAGUUGUAAUCUGCAAUGGCACCGAGGACAAUGCCAUCAUCAAUAUUCUGCAGGGCAAAAAGGUUGGCACUUUCUUUACCAAGGACGAUUUCAUGGGAACUCCCGUUGAAGUUCAGGCAAUGGAUGCUCGUAAUGGAAGUCAGCAACUUCAGGCACUCAGUGGCCUACAGAGAGCUACCAUCAUCAAUCGCUUGGCAGAUCUACUCCUUGAACGGAAGUCUGACAUCCUUUCAGCAAACCAAGUGGAUAUCACAGAAGCCCAUACAAAUUCAGAACUGUCUCCAUCAAUGGUUGCUCGUCUGGUGCUCACCGACAAGAAACUACAGACCCUGGCGUCUGGUCUGAAGCAGAUUGCUGAGGAUUCUGUGUCAGCCGUGGGACGUGUCAUAAAGAAGACAAAGAUUGCAGAUGGCAUGGAGUUAAGACAAGUCACAGUUCCCAUUGGUGUUCUUAUGGUCAUAUUCGAGUCUAGACCAGAUGCCCUUCCACAGGUGGCAGCAUUAGCUAUAUGCAGUGGUAAUGGCCUCUUGUUGAAGGGAGGAAAAGAAGCAUCACAUAGUAACAAGAUACUUCAUGACCUUGUUCAGGAAGCUCUCAGACCCUUUGUACCUGUAGAGACAAUCUCAUUGGUGAGUCGAAGAGAGGACAUAGAAGACCUUCUGCACAUGAACGAGUACAUUGACCUGGUGAUACCCCGUGGCUCAAGUGAUCUAGUGAAGAGAAUCGAGCAAGCCAGUAGAGGAAUCCCAGUUCUCGGGCACAGUGAAGGCGUCUGCCAUGUGUACCUCGAUGAAGACAUCAGUUCAGAGAUGGCCGUCAGAAUAGUGCGUGAUUCCAAGUGUGACUACCCGGCAGCAUGCAACGCCAUGGAAACGUUGUUAGUGCACAAGUCGUUGCUGAACACCACCAUAUUUGAUGAUCUUCUUAACAUGUUCCAUAAAGAAGAUGUAAAAAUCCAUGCAGGUCCACGUCUUGCUGGCUGCUUGAAGUUUGGACCAUCUCCAGCUUCUUCCAUGAAGAAGGAAUAUGGUGCUCUGGAAUGUGCGGUGGAAAUUGUGAAUGAUGUGAAUGAAGCUAUAGAGCACAUCAACAAGUUUGGCAGUUCACACACGGACACUAUUGUCACAAACGAUGCUGAUGCUGCUCAACAUUUUCUGCAGUCGGUCGACAGUGCGUGCGUCUUCCACAACACAAGCACACGGUUUGCUGAUGGUUACAGGUUUGGACUUGGUGCUGAAGUUGGUGUUAGUACAUCUCGAAUCCACGCCCGGGGUCCAGUAGGAAUGGAGGGAUUACUGACAACAAAGUGGGUGCUGUAUGGUUCAGGACAAGUGGUGUCCGACUUCAGUGAUGGAAAACUGCAGUAUUUACAUGAACCUAUUCCUGUGUUGUCAAGCGAGGACAAAACAGAAACUGCAGUAGAUACGCACUAAUUUAGUCUUCUCAUGUCACUAAUUUAGUCUUCUCAUGUCACGUUGUAAUGUGACCAUCUAUUCUGUCCUCAGAAUAUUUUCAUAAGAACUACAGAAAUCCCAAGAUUUAGUUUUUCUUCUUAUAUAAUGAACAGAUGAAGAUCCUAUGGAUUUUUCUGGAAUUCUGGGGCCAUAUUCUUCAAAACAAAUUUAUCUAAUUUUCCACUUAAACAUAAAUCUACAACCGAAUGUAUUUUUAGUGUAAUGGCAAGUUACAUUGUGAAGUUGGAUGUAACUUUACGUCUGCCCCCAGUCAUCGUAAAAGAUACAGAGGCAGGAUGUAACCCAGUGGUAAAGUGCUCACUCGAUGCACAGUCAGUCUGGGAUCAAUCCCCGCCAGUGAGCCCAUUGGGCUAUUUCUCGUUCCAGCCAGUGCACCACAACUGGCAUAUAAAAG
Messenger RNA from Gigantopelta aegis, 3217 nucleotides. Its product is annotated as delta-1-pyrroline-5-carboxylate synthase-like. Gene Ontology annotation, molecular function: ATP binding; glutamate-5-semialdehyde dehydrogenase (NADP+) activity; glutamate 5-kinase activity. The record is from RefSeq and is a predicted model, not a curated record. NCBI's taxonomy places the organism in Eukaryota, Metazoa, Mollusca, Gastropoda, Neomphalida, Peltospiridae. The transcript is spliced from 15 exons. Bases 418 to 2781 code for a protein of 787 amino acids. Gene Ontology annotation, cellular component: cytoplasm; mitochondrion.